Messenger RNA from Penicillium taxi, 642 nucleotides. Its product is annotated as Yae1 family protein. The record is from RefSeq and is a predicted model, not a curated record. The coding region runs from base 1 to 642 and encodes 213 amino acids. NCBI's taxonomy places the organism in Eukaryota, Fungi, Ascomycota, Eurotiomycetes, Eurotiales, Aspergillaceae. The transcript has a single exon.
AUGAGUUCUGAUGCAGGCUCCGCAGUCGAUAAUUCUCUGGAUGAUAUCUUCGGCUCUUCCCCUCCAGAGACUGAGCACGAACAACGCGAACCCACCAACUCGAACGAGCUCUCGGACCUCCCAUCCCUGCGCCGUCAACAUGUGACAGCAGGCUAUCGUGACGGGGUCACAGCCUCAAAAAGCCAAAACGUCCAAGCAGGCUUCGACGCUGGGUUCCCCAUUGGCGCACAACUAGGCAUGCGGGCUGGAACAAUUUUGGGUAUACUCGAGGGCAUCACCCGCGGCCUAGAAGACAAAAGUGCAUCAGUGGUGAAAAAUCCUGCGCGAGCUUCAGAGUCGAACCCGGCCUCACCUGCCAGGGAGAACCGCCUGCGUACUAGAGAACAGGUUCUUGCGAUCUACAAUGAAGUGCUAAAAGCAUUCGACGUGCAAUCCGUUUUCUCAGGGCUGACUGCGGAGCCUUCGACUGGGUCCGGCAAGCUCAGAAAGGAGAAGCCCGAGGCUCAAUUAUCGCGGAAAGGAGAUGCGGUCAUUACGACGUGGGAGGGCACAGUUUCUGUUCCGAAGUGGGAGGAGAACAUGGAUGCCUUGGAGAUGAAGGAGGGAGAAAACACGGGAGGAGUCCAGACCGAGCGAAUUUGA